This is a messenger RNA of Myxocyprinus asiaticus (Chinese sucker), 6762 nucleotides long. RefSeq lists its product as uncharacterized. Bases 1 to 6762 code for a protein of 2253 amino acids. NCBI's taxonomy places the organism in Eukaryota, Metazoa, Chordata, Actinopteri, Cypriniformes, Catostomidae. The record is from RefSeq and is a predicted model, not a curated record. The transcript is spliced from 2 exons.
AUGGGGUCAAUUCGUAGACCUCUUGGAGGGAACAAAGGCCAAAGAAAAGGAAAAGAACAUCAUAAUGACAAUGAGAAACUUAACAGUGAAAGUAUAAGAAAUAGAGAGGUAGAAAUCUUCGAUAUGGAGGAUGGCCAUGGUCCAGAUAAAUCUACAUUAAGAACAUCAGAGACAAAAGAUGGAACUACCGUAAAAGACAGGGAAAAAUUUGUGGAGAAUAAAGCUGGCCCUGUUGAGGGGAUUGACUCUGACCACAUGUCGUCAUCAUGUAGUUCAGAUAUUCAGGCAUCCACUGCAGUAGGUAUCAGUGACAUAUUGGAAGAACAAACCAUCACAGGAUUUUGUGCAGAGACUCUGGAAAACUCUGGAGAUGUUGAAGAAGUGCCAGUAGGGGAAGACAUAGAACCACACUUAGAUAUUCAAACACAAAACAUAACUUUUGACUCAACGACCAAUGAAGGAGAAAGAACAGAAGAGAACAUCCAUGAUGUUAGUGUUCUUGUCAAACCAACUGAAGUCAUUGGAGAUAUUAUUGCAGUGAAGAGCAAUGUGACUAUUGACUCAGAUUUUCAUCAAAAUGAUACUCCCAUUGAUAGAAACCAGGAAGCAUUGAAUGUUGAGAAUGUUUCCACCGUGACUGAUUCUGGUCUUUCCUUGAGAGAUGUUGACACUGUAGGUUCAAGAGAAGCAGACACAGUUCCUGAGAAAACUGAAAUCAACAUCAAUCCUGAAGAUUCUCACAGACUGGAGCUACACUCAAUAUUGAAUCCAGUUGCUCACAAGCGAAAAAUGGGGUCAACUCGUAGACCUCUUGGAGGGAACAAAGACCAAAGAAAAGGAAAAGAACAUCUUGAUGACAAUGAGACACUUAACAGUGAAAGUAUAAGAAAUAAAGAAGUAGAAAUCUUCGAUGUGGAGGAUGAGCCCCGUCCAGAUAAAUCUACAUUAAGAACAUCAGAAACAAAAGAUGGAACUACAGAAAAUGAGAGGGAAAUAUGUGUGGAGAAUAAUACUGGCCCUUUUGAGGGGGUUGACUCUGCUCACAUGCCGUCAUCAUUUAGUUCCGAUUUUCAGGAAUCCACUGCAGUAGGUAUCAGUGACAUAUUGGAAGAACAAACCCUCACAGAAUUUUGUGCAGAGACCCUGGAAAAUGCUGGAGAUGUUGAAGAAGUGCCAGUAGGGGAAGACACAGAACCACACUUAGAAAUUCAUUCACAGAACAUAACUGGUGAAUCAUCAACCAAUGAAGGAGAAAGAACAGAAGAGAACAUUCAUGAUGUUAGUGUUCUUGUCAAAGCAAUUGAAGUUAUUGGAGAUACAAUUACAGUGAAGAGCAAUGUGACUACUCAAUCAGAUUUUCUUCAAAAUGAUACCCCUACUGAUAUAAACCAAGAAGCAUUGAAAGUAUCUAAUGUUUCCACCGUGACUGAUUCUGGUCUAUUCUUGAGAGAUUUUGACACUGUAGAUUCAAGAGAAGCAGACACAGUUCCUGAGAAAACUGAACUCAACAUCAAUCCUGAAGAUUCUCACAGACUGGAGCUACACUCAGUAUUGAAUCCAGUUGCUCACAAGCGAAAAAUGGGGUCAAUUCGUAGACCUCUUGGAGGGAACAAAGGCCAAAGAAAAGGAAAAGAAAAUCAUAAUGACAAUGAGAAACUUAACAGUGAAAGUAUAAGAAAUAGAGAGGUAGAAAUCUUCGAUAUGGAGGAUGGCCAUGGUCCAGAUAAAUCUACAUUAAGAACUUCAGAGACAAAAGAUGGAACUACCGUAAAAGACAGGGAAAAAUUUGUGGAGAAUAAAGCUGGCCCUGUUGAGGGGAUUGACUCUGACCACAUGUCGUCAUCAUGUAGUUCAGAUAUUCAGGCAUCCACUGCAGUAGGUAUCAGUGACAUAUUGGAAGAACAAACCCUCACAGGAUUUUGUGCAGAGACUCUGGAAAACUCUGGAGAUGUUGAAGAAGUGCCAGUAGGGGAAGACAUAGAACCACACUUAGAUAUUCAAACACAGAACAUAACUUUUGACUCAACGACCAAUGAAGGAGAAAGAACAAAAGAGAACAUCCAUGAUGUUAGUGUUCUUGUCAAACCAACUGAAGUCAUUGGAGAUAUUAUUGCAGUGAAGAGCAAUGUGACUAUUGACUCAGAUUUUCAUCAAAAUGAUACUCCCAUUGAUAGAAACCAGGAAGCAUUGAAUGUUGAGAAUGUUUCCACCGUGACUGAUUCUGGUCUUUCCUUGAGAGAUGUUGACACUGUAGGUUCAAGAGAAGCAGACACAGUUCCUGAGAAAACUGAAAUCAACAUCAAUCCUGAAGAUUCUCACAGACUGGAGCUACACUCAAUAUUGAAUCCAGUUGCUCACAAGCGAAAAAUGGGGUCAACUCGUAGACCUCUUGGAGGGAACAAAGACCAAAGAAAAGGAAAAGAACAUCUUGAUGACAAUGAGACACUUAACAGUGAAAGUAUAAGAAAUAAAGAAGUAGAAAUCUUCGAUGUGGAGGAUGAGCCCCGUCCAGAUAAAUCUACAUUAAGAACAUCAGAAACAAAAGAUGGAACUACAGAAAAUGAGAGGGAAAUAUGUGUGGAGAAUAAUACUGGCCCUUUUGAGGGGGUUGACUCUGCUCACAUGCCGUCAUCAUUUAGUUCUGAUUUUCAGGAAUCCACUGCAGUAGGUAUCAGUGACAUAUUGGAAGAACAAACCCUCACAGAAUUUUGUGCAGAGACCCUGGAAAAUGCUGGAGAUGUUGAAGAAGUGCCAGUAGGGGAAGACAUAGAACCACACUUAGAUAUUCGAACACAAAACAUAAAUUUUGACUCAACAACCAAUGAAGGAGAAAGAACAGAAGAGAACAUCCAUGAUGUUAGUGUUCUUGUCAAACCAAUUGAAGUCAUUGGAGAUAUUAUUACAGUGAAGAGCAAUGUGACUACUGACUCAGAUUUUCUUCAAAAUGAUACUCCCAUUGAUAGAAACCAGGAAGCAUUGAAAGUAACUGAAAAUGAAAAUGUUGAGAAUGUUUCAACUGUGACUGAUUCUGGUCUUCUCUUGAGAGAUGUUGACACUGUAGGUUCAAGGGAAGCAGACAUAGUUCCUGAAAAAACUGAAAUCAGCAUCAAUCCUGAAGAUUCUCAUAGACAGGAGCUACACUCAAAACUGAAUCCAGUAGCUCACAAGCAAAAAAUGGGGUCAACUCGUAGACCUCUUGGAGGGAACAAAGGCCAAAGAAAAGGAAAAGAACAUCAUGAGGGCAAUGUGACACUUUACAGUAAAAGAAAUAAAGAGGUAGAAACCUUCGAUGUGGAGGAUGAGCCCCGUCCAGAUAAAUCUACAUUGAGAACAUCAGAGACAAAAGAUGGAACUACAGAAAAGGAGAAGGAAAUAUGUUUGGAUAAUAAUGCUGGCUCAGUUGAGGGGGUUGACUCUGCUCACAUGCCGUCAUCAUUUAGUUCAGAUUUUCAGGAAUCCACUGCAGUAGGUAUCAGUGACAUAUUGGAAGAACAAACCCUCACAGAAUUUUGUGCAGAGACCCUGGAAAAUGCUGGAGAUUUUGAAGAAGUGCCAGUAGGGGAAGACACAGAACAACACUUAGAAAUUAAAACACAGAACAUAACUGUUGAUUCAUCAACCAAUGAAGUAGGAAGAACAGAAGAGUUCAUUCAUGAUGUUAGUGUUCUUGUCAAAGCAAUUGAAGAUAUUGGAGAUACAAUUACAGUGAAGAGCAAUGUGACUACUCAAUCAGAUUGUCUUCAAAAUGAUACCCCUACUGAUAUAAACCAAGAAGCAAUGAAAGUAUCUGAAAAUGUUGAGAAUGUUUCCACCGUGACUGAUUCUGGUCUUUCCUUGAGAGAUGUUGACACUGUAGGUUCAAGAGAAGCAGACACAGUUCCUGAGAAAACUGAAAUCAACAUCAAUCCUGAAGAUUCUCACAGACUGGAGCUACACUCAAUAUUGAAUCCAGUUGCUCACAAGCGAAAAAUGGGGUCAACUCGUAGACCUCUUGGAGGGAACAAAGACCAAAGAAAAGGAAAAGAACAUCUUGAUGACAAUGAGACACUUAACAGUGAAAGUAUAAGAAAUAAAGAAGUAGAAAUCUUCGAUGUGGAGGAUGAGCACGGUCCAGAUAAAUCUACAUUAAGAACAUCAGAAACAAAAGAUGGAACUAUAGAAAAUGAGAGGGAAAUAUGUGUGGAGAAUAAUACUGGCCCUUUUGAGGGGGUUGACUCUGCUCACAUGCCGUCAUCAUUUAGUUCCGAUUUUCAGGAAUCCACUGCAGUAGGUAUCAGUGACAUAUUGGAAGAACAAACCCUCACAGAAUUUUGUGCAGAGACCCUGGAAAAUGCUGGAGAUGUUGAAGAAGUGCCAGUAGGGGAAGACACAGACCCACACUUAGAAAUUCAAUCACAGAACAUAACUGGUGAAUCAUCAACCAAUGAAGGAGAAAGAACAGAAGAGAACAUUCAUGAUGUUAGUGUUCUUGUCAAAGCAUCUGAAGUCAUUGGAGAUAAUAUUGCAGUGAAGAGCAAUGUGACUACUCAAUCAGAUUUUCUUCAAAAUGAUACUCCCUUUGAUAGAAACCAGGAAGCACUGAAAGUAUCUGAAAAUGAAAAUGUUGAGAAUGUUUCUACUGUGACUGAUUCUGGUCUUCUCUUGAGAGAUGUUGACACUGUAGGUUCAAGAGAAGCAGACAUAGUUCCUGAAAAAUCUGAAAUCAACAUCAAUCCUGAAGAUUCUCACAGACUGGAGCUACACUCAGUAUUGAAUCCAGUUGCUCAAAAGCGAAAAAUGGGGUCAACUCGUAGACCUCUUGGAGGGAACAAAGGCCAAAGAAAAGGAAAAGAACAUCAUGAUGACAAUGAGACACUUAACAGUGAAAGUAUAAGAAAUAGAGAGGUAGAAAUCUUCGAUAUGGAGUAUGGGCAUGGUCCAGAUAAAUCUACAUUAAGAACAUCAGAGACAAAUGAUGGAACUACCAAAAAAGAGAGGGAAAAAUGUGUGGAGAAUAAAGCUGGCCCUGUUGAGGGGAUUGACUCUGCUCACAUGUCGUCAUCAUGUAGUUCAGAUUUUCAGGCAUCCACUGCAGUAGGUAUCAGUGACAUAUUGGAAGAACAAACCCUCACAGAAUUUUGUGCAGAGACCCUGGAAAAUGCUGGAGAUGUUGAAGAAGUGCCAGUAGGGGAAGACACAGACCCACACUUAGAAAUUCAAUCACAGAACAUAACUGGUGAAUCAUCAACCAAUGAAGGAGAAAGAACAGAAGAGAACAUUCAUGAUGUUAGUGUUCUUGUCAAAGCAUCUGAAGUCAUUGGAGAUAAUAUUGCAGUGAAGAGCAAUGUGACUACUCAAUCAGAUUUUCUUCAAAAUGAUACUCCCUUUGAUAGAAACCAGGAAGCACUGAAAGUAUCUGAAAAUGAAAAUGUUGAGAAUGUUUCUACUGUGACUGAUUCUGGUCUUCUCUUGAGAGAUGUUGACACUGUAGGUUCAAGAGAAGCAGACAUAGUUCCUGAAAAAUCUGAAAUCAACAUCAAUCCUGAAGAUUCUCACAGACUGGAGCUACACUCAGUAUUGAAUCCAGUUGCUCAAAAGCGAAAAAUGGGGUCAACUCGUAGACCUCUUGGAGGGAACAAAGGCCAAAGAAAAGGAAAAGAACAUCAUGAUGACAAUGAGACACUUAACAGUGAAAGUAUAAGAAAUAGAGAGGUAGAAAUCUUCGAUAUGGAGUAUGGGCAUGGUCCAGAUAAAUCUACAUUAAGAACAUCAGAGACAAAUGAUGGAACUACCAAAAAAGAGAGGGAAAAAUGUGUGGAGAAUAAAGCUGGCCCUGUUGAGGGGAUUGACUCUGCUCACAUGUCGUCAUCAUGUAGUUCAGAUUUUCAGGCAUCCACUGCAGUAGGUAUCAGUGACAUAUUGGAUGAACAAACCCUCACAGAAUUUUGUGCAGAGACUCUGGAAAAUGCUGGAGAUGUUGAAGAAGUGCCAGUAGUGGAAGGCACAGAACCACAAAUAGAAACUCAAACACAGAACAUAACUUUUGACUCAACAACCAAUGAAGAAGAAAGAACAGAAGAGAACAUCCAUGAUGUUAGUGUUCUUGUCAAACCAAUUGAAGUCAUUGGAGAUAUUAUUACAGUGAAGAGCAAUGUGACUACUGACUCAGAUUUUCUUCAAAAUGAUACUCCAAUUGAUAGAAACCAGGAAGCACUGAAAGUAUCUGAAAAUGAAAAUGUUGAGAAUGUUUCUACUGUGACUGAUUCUGGUCUUCUCUUGAGAGAUGUUGACACUGUAGGUUCAAGAGAAGCAGACAUAGUUCCUGAAAAAACUGAAAUCAACAUCAAUCCUGAAGAUUCUCACAGACUGGAGCUACACUCAAUAUUGAAUCCAGUUGCUCACAAGCGAAAAAUGGGGUCAACUCGUAGACCUCUUGGAGGGAACAAAGGCCAAGGAAAAGGAAAAGAACUUCAUGAGGGCAAUGUGACACUUUACAGUGAAAGAAAUAAAGAGGUAGAAACCUUCGAUAUGGAGGAUGAGCCCCGUCCAGAUAAAUCUACAUUAAGAACAUCAGAAACAAAAGAUGGAACUACAGAAAAGGAGAGGGAAAUAUGUGUGGAUAAUAAUGCUGGCUCUGUUGAGGGGGUUGACUCUGCUCACAUGCCGUCAUCAUUUAGUUCUGAUUUUCAGGAAUCCACUGCAGAAGGUAUCAGUGACAUGUUGGAUGAACAAACCCUCACAGAAUUUUGUGCAGAGACUCAUGGAAAAUGCUGGAGAUGUUGA